CGUACGCACGCAUUGUCACUUAAGUGUUACCAAAUGAAGACUUCGCGGAGUCACAAUUCGCGAUCGACUUACAUUCGUAAAGUAAAAAUCGCCGGUUUCUGUUGACUGUGUUUAUCGAUACCUUCUAGGAUAAGACUCUUUAGGACUGUACCGGUUUGUGGCUAAUGCGCGGAGAUGUCGCGAGGGCGCGGUGCCGAUGGCGCGGGCUGAGCGCGCUCGGCUAGGCGCCCAUGCGCGCCUGCCUCCUACUGUGUGCGGCGCUCGCGCUAGCGCCGAGCCGGCCGCGCGCCGCCGCCGCCUCGCACAAGCACCACCCUCACGUCCCAACGCCCGAGCCGGCCAGACUCGAACACAUAAAAACACAGAUACUCGCCAAGCUGGGUCUAUCGUCGCGGCCCACGCCGCUUGGGGCUCCCCCUCGUGACGUUGUGAGGCAAAUUUUGGCGCGCGCGGCUGACCCGCGCCCCGAGCGCCGCCCGGAAACAGAACACAGCAUGAGAGAAAUCAUUGCUAUAGCACACAGAGUCUGCUUUCAGAUGGUGUUUUUAGGUUUAGAGGUGUUGGAUAUAUAUAAUCGAUAA
Messenger RNA from Nymphalis io (European peacock), 581 nucleotides. RefSeq lists its product as uncharacterized. The record is from RefSeq and is a predicted model, not a curated record. The transcript is spliced from 5 exons. Bases 231 to 581 code for a protein of 116 amino acids. Lineage: Eukaryota; Metazoa; Arthropoda; Insecta; Lepidoptera; Nymphalidae.